CAAUGUCUUUUUAGUUGCUUUUGUUCAAACACACUGCAUUUUCCAAUUAUGUCUCCUUAGUCCUUUCAUUCAAGAAUAGCCUCCCCCAACCCUUUCUUUCCCAAAGACACUAACUUUUUUUAAGAUACCAUGCCAGCUGUCUUGUCUCACACUCUAGAUUUGUCUGAUUGCUUCCUGUGGUUUAAUUUGUUCUGCUCUGAGUCUGGCCCUGGUAUUACUUGGAAACUGAAAAACUAAGUCUGGAGGUUGGGCUGGGUUCAGGUUAACCUUUGGCAGGACUGCUUCACAGACGGUGCCUACAGAAGCCAAGUCACACUGGAACUGUGUGCUAGGAUAUCACGUCGUCCCGUUGUCAGGAUGCUGAGUUUGACCUUUGGUUAUCAGGUGACAACCAGAGUGUUUUUUUCCCAUUUCAAUUUAGAAGUCAUCUUAGGGUCACCCUUUGGCACCGUUUGUAUACCUUAUUUCCUCACCAGCCUUUUACCUGAUAAUUUUUGUAUCCAUCCUUCUCUGAAUCAGAGAUUUGAUUGGCAGUGGCAAAAUGGUGGUUUUCAAAUUAUUUUUACUUCUCCAUUUAUUAGAUGGCAUUCUCUUCUGAAGAAGAGCUUUUCUUCAUCAGCUGGAGAUAUUUCUAGUUUUUCCUAAAAAGGAUGGCUGCUGUUUUUCUAAGGUCAAUAAUAUUACAAACCAUAAAGACUGAAAAUAACUGUCUUAGAAGAUGUUUGGGUAAAUACAUCAUGCAAAAGAUGGCACUAGCACAAUUGCCCCUUACUGCUGUCCCAAGACUGUCCUACCUAAUCCAUGCAAAAGCUUUUAGUACUGUUGAAGACUCCCAGCAUGAAAGAAAAAAGAGAAAAAAUAAUGAAACUGAUUUUAGUAACAUUGGAAGAAAAAUUAGUGAGCGAAUCAUUCAUGUAUUUGAUGAGAAGGGCAAUGAUUUGGGGAACAUGCACCGAGCAGACGUGAUUCGACUUAUGGACGAGCGAAAUCUGCGACUUGUGAAAAGGAAGCCCAGCACAGACCCUCCCGAGUACCAGCUCAUGACAGGCACACAGAUUCACCAAGAGCGGCUGAGACUGAGAGAGAGGGAAAAGGCCAGACCUAAGACUGGACCUACUCUGACAAAGGAACUAAUUUUUUCUUCAAAUAUUGGACAACAUGAUUUGGACACAAAGAGUAAACAGAUUCAGCAGUGGAUUGAGAAAAAGUAUAAAGUUCAAGUUACUAUAAAGAAAGCAAAGAAUGCAGAAGAGCCAGAAAAUAAAAUGGUAAGUAAAAACAGUAGUAACUGUUUUUUGUUUGCUGAUCUAAAUAUAAAAAAGCAAAGUAACAGUAAUUCUAUUAGUGAUAAUAGCUUUCCAAUUUGUUUUUCAAGAUGCAAGCAUACUGUAUAUACAUUACGUUUUCCAUUGUAGCAUAUUUUGCCAUGUGAAAACAUUCUACAUCAUAAUUUAAAGACUAUACUACCCUAUUUUACGAAUUGUAGAAUAUCUAACAUUUAACUAGGAAAACUAGAAACUUUUCAUUUUUUAAAGUUUGUUUCCUCUUUAUAAAUGCCUACACGAAGCAUCAUAUUUAAAGGCAAAUUGUCUUCAAGAAAGUGUGUAUCUGUUUACAAUCCCAGGAUAAGUUCAUGGCAUAUCUAUUUUGCUUUCUUUUUUAGUUAAUCCUCACCCAAGGAUAU
This is a messenger RNA of Myotis davidii, 1684 nucleotides long. It is a transcript of the gene MTIF3, whose product is annotated as mitochondrial translational initiation factor 3. Gene Ontology annotation, cellular component: mitochondrion. The record is from RefSeq and is a predicted model, not a curated record. The transcript is spliced from 3 exons. NCBI's taxonomy places the organism in Eukaryota, Metazoa, Chordata, Mammalia, Chiroptera, Vespertilionidae. Gene Ontology annotation, molecular function: ribosome binding; translation initiation factor activity. The coding region runs from base 651 to 1415 and encodes 254 amino acids. Gene Ontology annotation, biological process: mitochondrial translational initiation; ribosome disassembly.